ACAUUAGCAGUCAGUAUCAAUGUAACUGUGAAAUUAUUAGUGUUGUCCAACACUUUUAUUACAGUAUGGAACGAAAUGAGUUAACCUUAAGUUUCCAUAACCUUAUAAAGAGAGAUGAAGAACAAUACAGUUACACAAACUACGGCAUGGAGACCCCCACGCCUACAACCCCUGGUGACUGUCUGCCCGGAAUCUUCCAACAGCUUGACUCUCUGGCCGGUGUUGACUCGGACUUUGAUGAGAGCCUCGCAGUACCUGAAUCUCUCUCAGUUAUAGAUGUCAAUAAAAUUGAUAAUAAAGAGGAGACGGAUGCUAAUGAACCUCAAUCAUUCGUGCCUUUCAGAGCCAUACACAACCCACCGAUCAAAUUUAAUUCUGUGCACAGGAAAGUGUUCAUACCGGGCGUUGAAAUAAAGGUCAGAUUCAUUGAAAACGAAAGAAGUGUUACAACCCAUCUUCUUAAUCCUAACUUACGAGCUAGUUUCAAAAACACGGUGAAUACGGAGGAAAAAGCGGAAAAAAUAGCACUCGAUGCUGUAGCGAGCAGUUCUAAGAAAAGGGAGCCACGGCUACGAAAGAGAAAGGGUGCGUUGCCUAGGUUUCCGAAGAAACCCGAGGUGAUGGUAACAUACGAAGGCAUCCAGUUAAGAAUGAAGCAAUUGGAAGAAUAUUUAUAUAAUUUACUCAAUAUAUCUAUAUAUAGAAAUCAUCAUGAAACGGUAAAGUUCCUGGAGGUGUCAAACCUGUCAUUCGUGUCAGAGCUGGGAGUGAAGGGCAAGGAGGGCAUGAUCCAGAAGCGCACCGGCUCCACCAAGCCGGGCCAGGCCGGCUGCAACUGCUUCGGCCUGCUCGGCACCAUGGUGUGUGUUAGAUGUACAUACUGCUGCACUGGCCUGGUGUGCGGCAAGUGGCAAGAACGCUGGCUUUUUGUAAAGGACACCUUCUUCGGGUACAUUCGUCCAACCGACGGCGCCGUUAAAGCGGUCAUGCUCUUCGAUCAGGGUUUUGAAGUAUCCAGUGGGAUGUACUCGACUGGACUGAACCACGGUCUACAAAUAUUAAACCAGAGUCGACAGAUGGUCAUCAAAUGCUGGACUAAACGUAAGAGCAAGGAAUGGAUGGCCUACCUCAAGACUGUCGCCAAUCAAUCCGCUCGUGACUUCACGUAUCCGAAUGUACACCAUUCAUUCGCGCCGCCGCGCCCGGCGACGCCAGUCGGCGUGCUGGUGGACGGCGCGGCGUACCUGUGCGCGGUCGCGGAUGCUAUGGAACUCGCGACUGAAGAAAUCUUCAUCGCAGACUGGUGGCUCAGCCCAGAAAUAUAUAUGAAACGGCCCGCACUUAAUGGCAAUUAUUGGCGACUGGAUUGUAUACUAAAGAGGAAAGCGGCGCAAGGAGUUAAAGUAUUUGUGAUGCUGUAUAAAGAAGUAGAAAUGGCGCUCGGUAUCAAUAGUUACUAUAGCAAAGGAGUACUUACUAGGAAAAGUGAAAAUAUUAAGGUUAUCCGUCACCCAGAUCAUGCACGCGUGGGUGUAUUGUUGUGGGCGCAUCACGAGAAGAUCGUGUGCGUGGAUCAGAGCGUCGCCUUCCUAGGCGGCAUCGACCUCUGCUACGGCCGCUGGGACGACCACAAGCACAGACUGACAGAUCUGGGCAACAUAGCGCAGCCUGUCUCCUCCAUUCGCACCAAAAAGAAGACCUCAAGCUCUCCGGGAGGCGGCCUAUGCCUGCCCACCUCAAACGGUUUGGAGGCCGCGAUAGAACUAGCCAGAAGCUCAAAAAAUAUCGUCAUGGGAAUCACUGAGCCUAUGCAAGAAAUUAUAAUAGAAACAAAGGAUGACAAAAAAGCGGAAGGAGAUUCAGAAACUAAGGAAGAGAAACUGCCCGUGUUAGAACCUGGAGAUCAACUCUUAAUAGCUUCUGCAAAAAUAACUGAUCCACAAACAGAUUCACCUGAUCAGAAAAAAAACGUAUUAAAUAAAAUAACAGAUAGAGGAAAAGAUAUAUUCAGUGUUAUUUAUCCUCCAUUCGAAGAAGAGAGAAAUGAACAAAGAUUCGAUGAUUCUGAACGAAAGAAAGCAGAGAAAUAUGCGCUAUCUAAUGAUCAAGUUUUAUUAACAGAUGCGUUAGGAAUAAAACAUAAAUCAGUAAUUCAGCCGACCCCUUUAGCGCAGGUGGUUGAAGGCAGAGUCAUCACUGAGAGUACUAAAGAGGCUUUAGAAGGAAUCGAGGGUAAUUCUAAAUUAUGGAUAGGAAAGGAUUAUGUGAACUUUAUAGUUAAAGACUUCAAUAAUUUAGAUCUACCGUUUGUGGACCUUGUUGACCGCAACACUACACCGCGUAUGCCGUGGCACGAUGUAGGCGUGGUUGUACAACAAGCGGCCGCCCGCGACGUCGCUCGACACUUUAUACAACGUUGGAAUGCGGUCAAAUUAGAGAAAUACAGACAAAACUUUAAUUACCCAUAUUUGUUACCGAAGACAUACAGCGAAAUAAAACCGUUGCAAGGUUUGAAGGAAUUGCUUAAUAUUGAUAUUAACAACGCGUCUUGUCAAGUGCUGCGCAGCGCGAGCAGCUGGUCGUGCGCCUUCCAGGAGCCCGGAACGGUGGAGCAGAGCGUGCACGAGGCCUACGUGGACACCAUAACGCGCGCGCAGCACUACCUCUACAUCGAGAACCAGUUCUUCAUCACGCUCUGCAGGACCAACCUCAAUGUUAGGAAUCAGAUAGGCGAGGCGCUGUUCAACCGCAUCAUGCGCGCGGUGCGCAGCGGCGAGACGUUCCGCGUGUUCGUGGUGCUGCCGCUGCUGCCGGGCUUCGAGGGCGAGGUGGGCGCGCCCUCCGGCACCUCGCUGCACGCCGUCACCCACUGGAACUACCAGAGCAUCUGCAGAAGUCGCGAAGCUAUUUUGAGCCGUCUGUACGAGGCGGGUGUGUCGGACCCCUCGCAGUACAUUACGUUCCACGGUCUGCGCACGCACGCGGUGCGGGGCGGCGAGCCGCUCACCGAGCUCGUGUAUAGAGCUUGUCCCAACACUGGCUGA
Molecule: messenger RNA, 3044 nt
Organism: Papilio polytes (common Mormon)
Lineage: Eukaryota; Metazoa; Arthropoda; Insecta; Lepidoptera; Papilionidae
Gene: Pld
Product: phospholipase D2
Exons: 19
Coding region: 66-3044 (992 amino acids)
Biological process (GO): intracellular signal transduction; phosphatidic acid biosynthetic process; cell motility
Molecular function (GO): phosphatidylinositol binding; D-type glycerophospholipase activity
Source: RefSeq, a predicted model, not a curated record